UUCGCCUCCCUGUUAGUUUGAAAAGAAUAUUUCUCAUCGCAAGAAGCUUGCACCAUGUCGUUGCCCACGACCAGAGCGACCACGGCAACGGCCACCCACGCGGUGGUCCAGGCCGUUGAAACUUACAUCCAGAACCAGAAUCUGCUGGGCGAGAUCGCCGAAUUGGACGACAUGCUUUACGACCUGGUAGACAUGCACAAAAACAACGAGCUGGCUCUGAAGCGGGUGCUGCAGUGCAUCCACAACCUGCUGCAGACGAACAACAAGUGGAACGUGCGCUUUGGCCCAAAGGUGUUCCACAAACUAGUUUCCGUUGUGAUUGCAGAUAGCCGGGAGGAUUCUGCCAGCCGGCGGCAACUGGUGGCCAAUCUACUGGUCUGCGUGCAGCUCCACGUCCGGAAGUUUCCACGCAUCGAGGCCAAGUUCGUGCUACAGCAGCUUUGGUCGCUGAGCCAGAGCAACGAGCACCAACCUCAUGCAGCGCAGAUACUGGUGCAUCUAUUUAACGAGUUUGUAAACAACCUAGAACCGAACUUCGCCAAGGAACUGCUGCCUGUCAUUCAGAAUCUGCUGCAAUCGGAGUCCCGCGAGGAUCGCCGCUCUGCGUACUUCCUCAUGCACAAGUUGCAGGAAAUCAAGGAAGUGCUAGAUGUGCUCCAAUGCAGCGAACUGCAGUGGAACGCGUUUGUUGGCAUCAUGGAUAACCUGGAGGAGCAGCAGUCGCACCUUGUGCUGCCCACGUUAAGCACUCUGCUGCCUCGUUUGGGACUGAUGUCCAAUAACUUGAGUAUAGAUUGGAUGGCCUGGCUGAGGAUUCUGUGCAUCCGCCUGUUAGGCGACAACAACAUCCUUGUUCUGCGCUGGACUCUGAAGUUCUUUCUGACGCAUUGCAGUCUGGAGAAGCUGAACCUAUUCAACCUGCUACCGGAAUUUCUUUCCGCCACCAAUCGAACCCAGCUUUACAAUCCUGAGGUACCUGACUGCCUUACACAGCAACAUAUCAACGAUUUCAUGGCCGACUAUCCGGCAGAAUCUCUGCUCGAGGCCAUCGUCAAAGUUCCAUGGCAUUGUGUUCCUCUUCUCCAUUGGCUGGAGGGCUGGGAGCUCAAGCAGUUACCGGUGGUUUCCAAGGAAUUGCUCCUUCAGUUGAGCGCUCGCGUUCGCGUCCUACAAAAUCCUAUUCUUCGCGGUGCUGCUAUUAAUAAAGUGAUAUUUUCACUGAAUGACACAAUUGAUAGCCUUUCAGUGGGCGACUACCUGUUGUUCAUCGAAUCUUUGUUCAAUUCCAUCGACGGGUACGCUGACCACCAUCGGCUAAUAGACAAAAUCGAAAAGUGUAGUGACUUGGAGGAGCACAUUGCUAGUUUCACCAGUCGUUGUUGUCAGCUCGUUUCUAAAGCUAGCUAUAAAUAUGAUGUUUUUGUUGUGUUUUUGAAAAAAUUACGGACAGUGCCAAAAGAAAAGCACGGCUGGUGGCGUCUAUUACCCGUUUUUCUACACUUAGAGCUGGAUAGACCCGAAGAAUACCUGGAUUUUUAUCGCAGCGUAUAUGAGGUGGAUACAUCUUUACUCACCAGCUGUGUGCGUCUAGAGGAGAUGCAGCAGCACAUUCUUGAGCGCUUGAAUUGCCAGACCAGAGAAGAAAAGUCCUUUGUGCGAGAGCACGCCGUCGACCUCUUUGUUAAGAUUAAUAUACCAACGUGGAGCAAGUUGGAGCAGUUAAACCUUAAACCUUUGGAACUGCUCGAUCAGGGCACGCAGGACACAUUUUCCACUUUGUCGCGUAUCUUAUCCACCCAUAAAGAGCCACUGCGAGAUCAGAACUUGUUGCCUGCCAUGAUUUCCCGAUUGGAUAGACGAAAGGUUCCGGAAACGCUAGCUAUCUUGCAAUACGCAGUAGACAAUCUUACUUCGGAAGAGUACGAAAAAUGCGUAGUGGAUGUUUUGGACAAAAACACUUUCUUGUUGGGUGCCAUGGACAGCCAGAAUUACAUUAAGGCGCCGUCUUGGUAUGUUUUAAAAAGGCUGUUGGAAGGAGAAACUACCACUGGCGAUGCACGCAUAGAACGCGCUUUUGAGCUAAGCUUUGGCCAGAUUUCAGAUGCAGAGGCCAUGGAUCGUGUGCAAUUUAUAAACUAUGCAAAUAAGUUCCAAGAUUUAGAUGUAAGCAGCAUUUGUGAUAAUUUGCUGGCCAUGAAUAACGAACUGUCCAGAAAAAAGCCACGUUAUUUUGCGAACUGCAAGGAACAUAGAACUAAAAUGCGGAUAGGCAAAGCGUUGCUUGAUCUAAGUGAUCGGUGGAAAUGGUCAAAUGAGCUGUGGGAGGCCGCAUUGUGUCCCAGCGAUCAGCCUAACAUCAGCUUCAUGUACGAGUACCUUGUGGCAAAAAUGUUGCCUAGCAUCGACCCUUUGCUGGAGCGACUUAAGCUGCUUCCAACUCUUAAGCCCAGCCAACAAAUGUCGCUGGUCUCUGUUGCUCACACUUACUGUUUGGGUAAAUGGCAAAGCCUGAAACUGGAAUUCUUAACACAAGUCCUUGAAGUUAUAUUGCCUCUCACCAUGGGAGCGAAUUUUCAGACUCGUUUGCUGGCUCAGUUGGUUCUGCAUCGUCUUUGUACUGAAUCCGAAAAUCGCAGCAUUCAAUUGCCAAUAAGUGGCGCAUUGAAAAAAUCCAUUGAGGUUACCUUAGGCGACAAAUUGAAUGAGUUUCAAAACGAAGCUCGGCUUUUGCUACCGGAACUAGUCUUAGAGUGUCCAGGGAAUAUUUCUGAUGCCAUUCUUUGGAUGACAGACGCUCCCUUUGACGAGAACAUAGGAUUCAUUAACUGUCGGUAUAACUUUAGACAGAAACUUGAACGCACUCGUUGCACGUUCAAAGCGAAAAAGUUUGCAUUAACACCUGAGCUGGCAUCACCUUCGGCUGCAUCCAAUGGAAAUGUGCAACGAAAAAUGAAUCCGGUCGGCGAUAUAUAUCCAGAGAGCGACUUUGUCGAUGCUACCAAAGAGCCGAGUGACCACGAGCUAAUUGUGGUGGCUUCCCUUAUCGACAAACUGCCCAAUUUAGGAGGACUGGCGAGGACGUGUGAAGUGUUGGGCGUUAAGACAUUGAUACUCGGUCUAAAAUCACAGGCUGAGAAAAGCGACUUUACCAAUUUAAGCAUGACUGCUGAAAAAACGUUGACGAUAGUUGAAGUAAAACCGGAAUCGCUCGCCGAUUUCCUGCUAGAGAAGCAAAUGGAGAACUAUAAAAUCGUUGGGGCCGAGCAAACUGCACACAGCACAAGCUUCGUUGACUUUAAGUUUCCCAAAAAAACCAUUCUCUUGUUGGGUCACGAGAAGCAUGGAAUACCUGCGGACCUAAUUGGAUUCUUGGAUUACGCCGUAGAAAUUCCACAGUUUGGUUUAGUGCGUUCCUUAAAUGUUCAUGUGACUGGAUCCCUUUUUAUUUGGGAGUACUGCAAGCAGCACUUGCCCAAGGAGUAA
This is a messenger RNA of Drosophila ficusphila, 3483 nucleotides long. RefSeq lists its product as uncharacterized. Lineage: Eukaryota; Metazoa; Arthropoda; Insecta; Diptera; Drosophilidae. Bases 55 to 3483 code for a protein of 1142 amino acids. Gene Ontology annotation, molecular function: RNA binding; tRNA (guanine) methyltransferase activity. The transcript has 7 exons. Gene Ontology annotation, biological process: tRNA methylation. The record is from RefSeq and is a predicted model, not a curated record.